This is a messenger RNA of Mercenaria mercenaria, 7225 nucleotides long. RefSeq lists its product as uncharacterized. The transcript is spliced from 5 exons. The coding region runs from base 1162 to 1680 and encodes 172 amino acids. Lineage: Eukaryota; Metazoa; Mollusca; Bivalvia; Venerida; Veneridae. The record is from RefSeq and is a predicted model, not a curated record.
UUAGGUAAGUGUUAUUUUUACUAUAUUGCGACGGUUGAAGAUACGUGUGCAAUCUGGACGCUCAUAAGAAAGGAUCAUUACUAUAUUUAGACAUUCACAGAUACGUGUGCAUUCCUGAAAUUCAUCAGGUAAGUAUUUUUUUUUACAAUAUUAAGAGGGUUAAAAUACGAUUGUAAUUUGGACGCUCAUAAGGUAAUGUGCGUUACUAAAUCUUAUAGGGACAGAUAAAUGUCCUUUUUUAGAACGAAAUAUGUAUCGACCAUACUAUCGAUGAAGAAUAACAUUCUUGACAUUUUCUUUCUUUUAGAUUAUUGUUUAAAUUUCUGUAUAGGUAUAACCUGAAUUAAUUUCGUUUAUGAUAUAUCGAAACUUUACUUUUAAAUAUAUGUUCUUAAGAUAUGUGUACUUAUGUUAUUUAUAUCUAUAAUCAGGUCAUGUGAUUUUAACCCUACAAUAUUAAUCGUUGUAUAGCAGGAAGUCCGGACAUUCUAAUGCUUAUGACAUAAAAAAUCGGAAUGCUACUUCAGCUGCGGUAAAACCCCUAUUUUUUCCCCAAGUUCUAAAUCUAAAAUUAGAUAUCGUUACUUUUUCCCACAAGUAUUCUUAUUUUAGCUAAACUAAAAUUAGAUCGUUGGGAUUUUCAUAGGAAGUUAAAAAUGUGACAUAAAUGUAUAGAGUUUCGUGUGUGUACUGUACCGAUAUAUUACACGCCUGGUAAACGACAGAACUACCUCUUUAACAGGUAUACGGUAAACUGCUCUGUCGCAACUUCCGAGAGUAUAUCGAAUAUCAAAAAUCGGGGAAAUGUAGGCGAUGUAGAAUGAAUUAGCAAAGUUAAAGUUCUCUAUAAAGUUAAAUCAUAUCUACAUCGCCUACCAUCCGAUACACUGCUUCUAAAAAUGCCAAAAAAAAAUAUGAUUGCACUCACCUUUGUUGAUGUACUUUUAUCGCAACGUGCACUAAUGAAAUCCAUGACAAGUUGACCAUAAAAAUGUAACGCUUCAUUGAUAGAGUGGAGGUCAAGAUGUUGGGUUAAAUAUAUGUAAACUUUCUAAACGAGAUAAUGAUUCAAUCAGGAAGAAAAAGUCAGAACAAUCAAUCAGGAAAAUAAAUAAAUGGUUAUAUAUGAAGACCUAGGUUAUUUCAGUUUAAAGUAAAAAAAUGGCAGAAGUUGAGGCAGUAACAGAAUUUAAUAAAAUUUUAGCUUUUGCCAAAUGUGUGCGUAAAUUCAGAUGUAACAUUGAGAAAGAAUUUACUGUGGCGAUCAGCCCUAUAUUAUCAGAAAUAAAGUAUAAACAUCAUAGUGCUGAGGAACUUGACGACGGAAUUGAAUGUAUGGAAGAUGUUUUGAAAAGUUUGCAAGAAAUUUCAAAAACUGUUGUGAAAGUUAAAGAUGAAUUUCAAGAAGCAAAAAUCCAUGCUUUACAAUUGCAACUAAGAACGGCACAGAUACGCGAGAAGUCAGGCCGUUCAUUAGGUCUAAGAAAUGACAGCGGUUGCUUCUCAGCUGAUUCAAGGGUGUUGUCAUCUGGGUCAAUUCUCGUAACUCAGCCCAGUGAUGCCGACCUAGAGGAGGACAAUUCUUCAACAAGUCGAGCAGUAAAUUCAGUUCACACGGAACCUACACAGCACGAAGAUACAAGCCAGUUGCUCAACAAAGAUGGAGAUAGCAUUUGUUGAAUUCGUUUUUGAUUCGAAAUAGUUUACUAUGACAGGUGCCGAGCAUUUUGUGCAAUAUUUACAAUGUAAGUGUGAUGUUUUCAAAUGGAAAACUAUAGGCAUUUACGCCAGUUUGACACGUGCGAUUUUAGCUGCAGGUCACGUUAAUACAAAGGACAGUUUGGGUAAAAAUAUGUUCACUCAUGACAUUGUAGUGUAAAUUAUAUACAUUUAUAUUGAUACUGAAGUUAGUCACCAGCAUUAAUCACAGGAGCUGUUUAUGAAAAUGCCCAAUAAGAAAGAGAUAAUUGUAAUAUCCCUUUAACGAAAAUAAUGCAAGUUUUACCUUCACAUAGUACAACCGAGCUAGGCCAUAUAACGUUCUGCUUAGCCAGAGCGUGUUUUCUAGCCAGAAUGACACACCAAGCGUAAAACUACAAACUCUUAAUUUUUGCAACCAGAUUUGUUAUUUUGUCCCAAUAUAAUGCUUCAGCCGUUUAAGGGCUAUUGCAAUAUGUUGUUAGAUGAUUGCACCGUUCUGGUCUACACGGACAUUCCGUCAGAGAAUGCAAGUUUGCAAAUAACAGUUUAUAGGCACAUCGACAAUGCCCUUAUCUCUUGAAAAGUUAAAUUGCAUUUGUGUAAUAUUAACAUAGAUUUGUUACUAUUUUGAUGAAAUCAGUGUAUGAAAUAUAGAGGUAGAAAUAUAUGUCUGAAGCCUUUAAAAGCAGAAAGGCAAAAGUUACUGUUCUUGUUAAUGCACUGAUGUAGUUUUUACUGUAUCCUGACGCAUGUCAUUGUUUAAUAAGUGUUACUAUUAUGUUGAGCAGUAUUGACAAUUCAGUAUGUAUUUCUAUUAUAUAGAACAUCUGCAAUAAUUGUUAUUUCCCUGAGUUAUUCCUGCUAUGUGAGCCACCACUGCUUAUUCCUUAAUAAUGAUCAUAGACACGAUUGGUUCUGCCUAUUUGGGAUAUUUUACCGUUAACGAUAUAGAAUAUUGAAAUUGUAUUAUCAUUUACGAAGAUCAUAACAAUUUUCCAAGUGACAGCUACAGGUUACAGGAGGAAAGAUGCAGUCUAAAUUCAAAAUAUAGGUCGCAACGGGAAUUUGACAAAGAAAUUUAGAAUACUGAAUUUUUUUCCCGCGGUUGUUUAUAUAGAAUUCACUAUUGUUUUAGAGAAAAUCUGCGAUGAUAUUCUUAGGGUAUGAACUAGUUACGUUUUAAAAUACAUUGCAUAACUUGUGCUUACAAAUGCGAGUAUAAAAUAAGUAGUUUUUAAUAUAUAAUUAAAAAAUGUCGGUAACAAAUACCGCCAUGUUACCAGUAAACUUCUUUUUACAUUCUAGUUAAUAUUUUUGUAUAUUACAUAUUUGAAAAUUAAGAAGUAAAUUAAUAUUUAAUAUUUAAAAUAGAGAAGUCAAUACCAAGUAACCUCCUGUUACCAGUAACCUUCUUUUUAUAUCCUAAGAAUCUGUUACUAUUCGAGUAUUCUACACUAUUGAUUCAGUCUGAUUCCCUGCAAGCCUGUGUGAACAAUCAAACAUUGUCAGUUGUACAUUUUCCAUCUAUUUUAGUAUUAGGUAAAUGUAUAACAUUUUAGAAUAGUCAGUAAAUGCAUAUGUAAGGGAGAUAAGUCUUCUUAGAAUAUGUAAAUCACUACUAUUUGGCAGGUAAAGUUAUUCUUCCUGGAUUGGCAGGUGAGAAUAAAGCUCAAUUUUAAAUAAUAUUUAAUUUGAUUGUGUUAAUGUUUAUCAAUUUAUACUGAUAAAUAACAUUUUCUUACUUGCUAGUGAAAUAUGUUGAUGGUACUUUGAUCUAACAGAAAUUAACAGAAACUCUUGCAUAAUCUCUUGUCGUUUAACUGUACAUUGAAAGGCAUUUUAUGCAUGGUAUAAGUGUUCUACAUAGAUCUGAUUGAAAUCAAUAUCGUUAAGAGUUUUUACAAUAUCCGAUUGGUUAAACUAUUGUUUGUUUGUGUUCAGGCGCGUAGCUACCUAUACGCCAGUACGCCCGUGAAUCCACAUAAUUUUGCCAUCAUUUUUUACAUCUUUAUCCUACACGGUGUAUACAUGUCCUAGAUCUAGACUGGAUGUGUUCCAAAUUGUAAUUAGUGUACUAUAUACGAUAAAAGGGACCUUAAUUCAAAGCCCGGGUGUUAGUUUUAGAACAUGUCUAGGUAUUGAUGGUGGUAUGAUUGUUUUGUUUUUGUAAGCUUUAGGUGUUACUUUCCGAUCAAAUGUCGAAAGUUCCAAUUACAAAAAUGUUUUAAUAUUGUUUACUGCAAGUUACUUAUUUACGAAUUCAUCCACAAGGAUACACGCGGUUUCUACAAAACUUCCUAGGGGACAAUUGCCACGGCUAUUAACUGUCUAUUCUCUCCUAUUUGUCUAUCUUCUUUGUAUUACAGUAACUAAAAAGCAACAUAAUAAAAUUAAGAACAAAGAUUUAUUUAAAAUUUAUAAACUUAACACGCUCCGUUCAAUAAGUACAAUGCAGCUUUAUAUAAUUUAACAGAAUUUUAUUUGACAAUAUUUGACAACACAUUUUUAAAAUCCUGCCGCUUUUUAGUUAUUAAAGAUUUUUCCAUUCUGUUUUUGAUAUCUUCACCGAAACUCUGAAUUUUAUGCACGUAGUAUUUUGCAUUUAUUUAUGAUAAAAACGAAAUAUAAAGGAAUAGAAAAUAGAAGCGAUCUCGCUUACAGGUAUAUUUUAUAAAAUUUGGUUGUUUCUAUAUAUUUGUCCUUAACAAUCUGCCAUUAUCUUAUCAAAAUUGCCAUAGAAUUCGAGCUAUGUUUAUUUUCUAGCUGUGAUGAAAGUUUCAGGUGAAAAUAUUAAUUCUAACACGUUCUGCAGCAAUUGCUAUAUAAACAUAUAGCGAAAUCGCCUAUAUAUGAAUCUACAAUAAAAUAUGGUUGGCUGUUACAUUUCACCCCCUAUGAUUGUGGCAUAAGAGAUUCUUCUUCAGUUCCAUUAGAUACAAAUUAUUUCAGGGCCAAACGGUUGAAAACAGAAUUUUAAAAACAUAAAUAUGAUAAAAAGUCAUACUGACUUAUGUGACUGACCGUAACACACGUUUCGAUCUCUAUGAGCGAAUUCAAUUAGCUUAAUUAAGAUUCAGCGGUGACGUCAUAAAUGUAUGACAUGAAGUAUGACGUCAUAAUGAUAUGACGUCAUAUAAAGUUAAGCUCGUAACUUGUAACACAGGGUCAACUCGCCUUAUUUGAUGAUUCUCUUCAUAAUUAGUUUGCGAGCUGUUAGAUUACUAAAUUAUGAAUACUUCUCAAAAUUCUGAUAAAAAGAAACAAAUAUCUAUACGUUUCAUUGGCUAUGCAACUCUUUCUAACCAUAGGGGGUAAAUUGUAACAGCAUAUGACCCGAAUGACGUAUUACGCUGAAAAUGUAGUACUGUAAAAUGCGAAUUAUUUGCGUUGUUAGAAUCGAAAUAAUAAACCUGUUCCAAUAAUUUUAUCAAUUAAUAAAACAUGGUAUUAACUGACAAAAUAUAGGAACAGAUUUAUUAUUUCUUAAAUAAUGAACGCACUACACGGCGUUUUUGUGAAAGUAACGCUUAAAUUUCGCGGUGUUUUGUUGAACUAAAAAAAAUGACCUAUAUAAUUAUGAAUUAUAGAAUUUGUAUACGCUUAAAAGGUUUCUUCAAUUACCGUAAAUUAAAAAAUUCAAUCAGCAAUAUCAACAAUAAGAGCUUGAAAUAUUAUAUAAUUUUCUGUAAACCAUUUUUUGCCACCCCCACCCCCAACCCCGCGGGUCCCCUACCAAGGCUCUGCCCUGGACCCGAUUGGGACCUGACCGGUCUCCAUACCCCUCGCCUAUUUGGUUAAUCCACUUUAUUUAGGACUUCCUACGCGCCUGGUGUUCACUUUUAACCAUUUGUAUUGGUAUAAUUCAACGACAAUUAGUGACGCGUGUCUUAUCCACUGUCCUCGGCGUUUACCUCAGUUUUGUUAUGACCUAAAAGUACAGACACACCACGAUGCAUAAAGUUGAUCUACACACGCCAUGCGAUAAGCUGUCGUUUCAAAUUGAUCUGAUUUAAGUUGAAGUAUCAGUUGUAUAGUAUCUAAUUGGUUCAUGUUUUUGUUGUCUUUCAUCACGAUACAUGGCAUGUUGUAAGAUCUAUAUUCCAUUUGUUAUAUCAAUAGAAUUUGAAUAUUUUUAUAUAUUUCUACAUUUAAUAUUGUUCUGAUAGUGUUGAUGCUAAAAUGAAUAACUCUGAUAUAAAAACAGUUGCAAUUUACAUAAAAAAACGUAAAAACAAAUACAGGUAAGAAAUUAGUUUGAAACUGAGUUAUCUUUUUUUCCGCGGCUUGUUAAGAGUAUUUUGUCGUAUUGUCAAAAUUUGUUCUUCAGAUUAUCAAAAUAUUUUUCUUUAGAUUGUCAAGUGUUUUUUUGUUUUCAGAUUGUAAAGAUAUUUUCUUCAGAUUGUCAAGGUAUUUUUCUUCAGGUUGUCAAGAUUUGUUUCUUCGUAUUGUCAAGAUAUUGUCAAGAUAUUUUUCUUCAGAUUGUCAAGAUUUUUUGUAAUUUUCUCAGAUAAUGGAGAUAAUUACCUCAGAAGCUAGUUGUUCGAAACUUUAACAGGGGAUUAAACUAAAUAAUUAUUUUUUCGACAUUUUAGAAGACUUAGAAAAACAAACGUUUGACUUAGGAAUGAUGACAUUUGAAAAUUCUUUACAAUAAAAUCAAAAUAUCAUACUAGUGUUUCCCACCAAGACUAGUGUUUUGAAUCAAACUUUAACUAGCGGUUAGUUUAACAGCCGGUUAAAGUUUUGUAAAAAUGGCCCCUGAUUGUCAGUUAUUUAUUUAUCUAUUUUUUUAUUUUAUUUUUUUUUUAAUAUGAAUGAAGCACUCUUUUUUUGGUAGUUUGUUAUUAUGUUGAGCCAGUAAACGUUUUAAGGACAAACCGUAUUAUGAAAUAAUGUUGCAAUUUUCAUGUAAACGCAUAAAAGAAAAUAAUCAGCUGAAUUCUGAUCAUUAUUUAUCAUUAAUUUACAAUAUUUAGGUAUUUAAUCAUACGGCACUGGUUACAUUGCCUUUUUAGGUACAUGUACAUCAUAAUUUUUGGGUAUAUAUUAUGUACGCAUCUUGUCUUCCAAAGCAUGUUGUGUAUUCAAAAAUAAGGAAAUAAGUUUUUUCUUUCAUUAUUAUGACACUUAUAUCAUUCUGUGAAAUUCAAAGUAAUGUGUUGUUUUAAGCUAUUCAAAUUAAUAUUUUAAAUAAACUGCGAACAUACCAAGAAAGUAGUAAUGUUAAUGGAAUAACAGGCAUGUGAAAUGUUUAAUAUCUUUGCCUCUCUGAAUGCAAAAAAAAACGUGUUUGGAUUACACAAAAAUAAUGAUAUAUACUUGCAUAUGAACAUACCAUCUGACUUAAUUAAUUUGAUACAAAGUAAUACAUCUAUAUGAUAUAUUAUAGAACAGUUUUUAUUUGCAUAAUAUAUAGACUUAAAAUUUGUUGACUGUUUGAUUAAUUUUAUUUUUUGUAUGUUUUAUAAAAAAAUACGUUAAAGACAUAAUGUUGAAAGAUUUAUAAUAAAAACGUUUAACAAAC